ACGAGUGCUCCGUGAAACAGAGGAAACCCGGUGUCCUCACGAAAACGUCAUAUCGUGUCAACUAUUCGUGACGGUCGACCCUGCUCUCGCUCUCUGUCUCUCUCUCUCUCUCUUUCUCUCCUUUGCUGAUUCCGUCUCGCUUCACGUUCGUCUCUCUCCGGCUCGUUUCUCGCUUAUGUAAGAGUGCACACAUUUUGCGUUUAUACCGUGUGUCCCUGGCGCGUAAUGUAGUCGCUCGAUGCAAUUGCACGUGGAUUUUUCCUGAUAGACCCUCCUUCGAUCGUCCCGACGAAUAUCCAUCGAAUCGUGCUCUUUCAGAGUGAUUCGAAGUACCGGCAUCGCUACAAACGGAUGGAUUCUUCUUUGGAUAAAUCGUUUUUUACUGCCCGUGGUCCCUACAGCGAAAGAUUUAAUGUUCGUCCGUAGAAUAAACGAGUCGUUGCUCGUUGCACGCGUGUCGAUCGACUCAUACGAGUGAUUGAACAGGUUUCUCCGUUAACUUCUGAUACGCGUAUUUGGAAACGUUCGUAAGAUCCGAACGCGUCUGCGGAGUCGAGAAAAAUGGUGAAUUCGCACAAAAUGGAGAACGAGAUCGCGCGAUGCGUCGAAAGCGAUUAGCCGUUGAAAGAGGUCGGCAAUAGGAGCAGCGUUUACUCAAUUAAUGCGGCUCGUUGACCCCACUGUAAUUCUCGGACUCUCGCAUCGUCCUUCGACGAAAUUGAUUUACCGGGCAGGCCGAGCGACCGGGCAACCAGCCGCAGAGACGAGCGUCGCAUGUCGGUGCGGCUGACCGACCGAAAACGCGUUCCUUUUUUCCGCCUUUUUCCCCGACCCCCAGACGAUUUUCUUCUCCUGCAAUGCGUCAGCGGAUCUUCUGUACGUUCGAUCCGCGUCUACGUUCUUACGAUCGGUCCAUCGACGACACCGAGGGGUUGCAAAGCGGCGCGCUCGAACGGCUGGUUGAUUCCGACGAUCGUCGACGAGCCGCAAAUAAAUCAGGAGAAAGCAAGUAGCCGCUGUAAGAAUGUAUUCGACGUCGGUGUUCCAGAGUAGUUCCUUUCUUCUUGCAAUUUCACUUUCUUAGGAACUCACAUAGGAGACGUCCAAGUAUUCAUGAAACAUUGGACACCUCGACGAGUGCGAAGGGUUGAAGCGUAAAUAUUCGGCAUUCGUCGUUUGCCUCUUCACGUCUGUCUGAUUCGCUCAUAUCAUUUUUUCCUCAAACCGUCGUCUAUUCGUCGAAGCAUCGAAACUUCGAACCGUUCUCGCUCCGAAUCGGUCUCUGACAUCUUCCGCGACUUAGUCGCGAAGUUCAAAGUCAAAACGCUGUUCUUUUCGAACGGGCCAUCGGAAUUAGCGCGCAUCUUUUCGAAGCAAAACGACGAUUGAACAGACCAACGUCGUCAUGUGCGAUAAAUUGAGAUCUGUACUUCUCGGUCGAGGACUGAUCGCAGAACGGAACGAGCGGACAAUGGACGUACGGUAUCGGUGUGCAGCCGUUUCUAGGCCGCGAUAACGAUUGCGUGAUAUAAGUUCAAGUGCAUCCUGCUGUCGUCCGUCCUCCGGAUCGUUGAUUGUUUCCAGUCGGUCGCGGUGUGAGUUGUGGCAAUCUGUCCACACGUCGCCACGUAAUCGACGAGUUUCUCGAGAUCGAUGAGACCUCACGGACGCGACAAAGAAAAUUCCCACUUAAUUGCCGAUGCAUAAGUAAUCGCGACCGUGCCGCGCUCAAGUAUCGAUUGCCCCCGAGCUUUCCAACCUCGAUCUUUUCCCUCCUUCUUCACCGCGAUAGAAAAAAUUACUCGAAGAGUCGCCCGAGGUCGAAUCAGCAUGCGAUCGCCGCCCGAAAUUGCUCCCUCCGAUGAGAAAUCGUCGUCCCGCCGGUUCUUCGGUUCGGACCGGAAGUCCGAUCCUAUUUUCGACCCCGUCGAAGGGUUUCGAAGAAAUUCCGCGCGCUUCCUCGGUUCUGGUAGCCGGUCCGAAGUUUCGGUGAACGGGAGACGGAUCGGUCGUCAAACGAUCGAUCGAUCCGCGCACGCGGUGAUCACAGGUGGAUUCUUAUUGCUAGCGGAUUCAUUCACCGGGGCCGAACCCGAGGACGAAGGCCGCGGUAGGCACGAGCAAGCGAAUGCACAACGUAUCGAGCGGAAUGCGCUUCGAUUUUCGCGUCGUGGUCGUGACUCAGUCCGAUCGUUCUGCAUACACGUGUGGACGUCGUCAUUGUCACCUUGCAUUGGCCAUCGACGCGUCCGCUUCCGACCUCCGAUUCCAAUACAUUUCUCCGACAACGUCCGACCGUUUCGCUACCGACAGGCACAACGUGCGAGUCGAACGAUUUUGGUAAACGUAGGAACGACCGUGGGAUUGAACUGAAGUUUGAGAAGACGCGAGUCUGUCGAACUCGAGACACAACCAACUUUCGAAACGAUGCGCUACACACGAGACCCAAUGGUCGAAAUGAUCUGGCUUCCUCACUGCUCGAUAUAAAUACACGGCAGCGAGUUUCGGAGAAAAUUGGUGCGAACCGGACUGGGCGAAGGUUCGAAGUUCUGUUAAAAGCGCGUGACGCGACCCGUUGGAGAGUCAUCCUCCGAUCCGAGGUGCUAGCGAACGGACGAGCGAACCCUCCUCUGCCCGUGGAUCGGUUCAGGGUCAAGGCGACGGGCGGGGUCAAGGUCGAAGUAGCGAAGGGUUCGACUCCGUUGGAAGCGUGAGACCGCGGCGAUCGACGCGGUGCCAUUAUCCAGAGGUGAGGAUCGGAUGUGGAGGCUGGGCCUGUUCACUGCCGGAGGAACGGUAGCAACGGAGGUAUCCGCGUUUCGGAACGCUCUGGCGCGCGGGUGGCCGUAUUGGAUGAGCAGGGGUGACCGUCGGUGAUGGACAAUGAGCAGCCGCAUCAGGAACUGGUCAAGUGCGUGGUCGUCGGCGACACGGCCGUUGGAAAGACCAGGCUGAUCUGCGCCAGGGCCUGCAACAAGCACGUGUCGCUCUCGCAACUCCUGACGACUCACGUCCCCACCGUCUGGGCCAUCGACCAGUACAGGAUUUACAAGGACGUGAGUCUUCUUCCGCUCGCCGACGAUCUCGUCCGUCGUUUAAAAAUCGCUUUUGCCCGACAGGUGUUGGAGCGAUCCUGGGAGGUAGUCGACAACGUGAACGUCUCUCUGCGUCUAUGGGACACGUUCGGCGAUCACGAGAAGGACCGUCGUUUCGCGUACGGCAGAUCGGACGUCGUGCUAUUAUGCUUCUCGAUAACCAACCCUGUUUCCCUGCGGAACUGCAAGGCGAUGUGGUACCCAGAGAUACGACGAUUCUGUCCGCAGACUCCAGUACUGUUGGUCGGAUGUAAAAACGAUCUGCGUUAUAUGUACCGAGACGAGACUUAUCUGAGUUAUUUCCGUGACCGAAGUCCGUUCGUAAGGGCUACGAGGAAAAGCGAUUUGGUGAUGCCCGAUCAAGCUCGCGCCGUCGCGAGGGAACUCGGCGUUUGCUAUUAUGAGACCAGCGUCUUGACUUAUUACGGCAUCAACGAGGUCUUUGAGAAUUCGAUACGCGCUGCCCUGAUCGCGCGGCGCCAGCAACGAUUCUGGAUGACCAACCUGAAGAGGGUGCAGAGGCCUCUGCUUCAGGCACCGUUCUGUCCACCGAAACCUGUCCCACCAGAAGUGUGCCUGGCGUCGAGUACAUAUGAGGAGAACAUGAAAACGCUGUGGACGAGGAUGGUUCACACGGACGUGACUCUGAUCGCUGGUAACUGUACGUUCGCGGCUCACAGGUGCUUUCUGGCCGCUGCGUCGCCGGCGUUCCAUCGUCUCUUCUCCAUGGAACUCGUUCAAGAGCAGACGCCGCGGAGCUCCAGCGAAUCCAGCAUGGUAUUCACGACGCGACGCUACGCGACCGUCUCUCUCGCGUCGGGAGACGAUCAGAUUCAAGUGUCCGUUCUCUCGUUCAAGGUGAGCACGUUCGGCGAAGCGACGGUGGGCGACUUCAACGACGACACCGAGUGCCUGAUUCGUAUCGAUCAAUCGAAACCCGCGAAAGUCUGGGAGCAACUCAAGCGGCGUUCGAGCUUUCAAGUACUGCCUACGGUGGACAGCCAGAGGAAGUCGGCCGGUGCGACCAGAGAACUCAAUCAUCCUGCCUUCCAAAACAUUCGCGUAUGCCUGACCGAGAGCACGAAUGGGAUGCAACAACCGACGACCGUGGUCACGCUGUCCAAGUUGAUCACACCGCAGGCGUUGCAGCAGUGCUUGCAGUUCAUUUACACGGGCAGUUUGGAUAAACGGUAUCAUGAUCUACAAACAGCUCCUAUCGGGCUUCUACUGGAAAUUAGGCAGGCGGCAGAGUUCUUGGAGCUACCGCAGCUCCUGAUGGUGCUCGGGAAUUUGCAGAGCCAAAACCAGUUCAACAACGAUCUCAACAAUCGGUACAAGCACGUGGUGAGGCAACGACUGGAGGAUAUCUGCCUCGAACAAGGACUGUUCGCCGACGUGGUGUUCGAACUGGACGACGGAAGCGUCCCAGCUCACAAAGCGAUUCUCACUGCCCGCUGCGACGUCAUGAAGGCCAUGUUCUCCGGCGAUUUUCGCGAGAGCAGCGCAAAAGUGAUAGUGUUUCCCGGCGUGCGCGAGUACACGUUCCACAAGCUGCUCUGCUACCUCUACACAGACGAGGUGCCGGCGAUCUCAUCCGCCAGGUGCUUGAACCUGUUGGAGCUGGCGAACCGUCUCUGUCUUCAACGCCUAGUGAAUCUCGUCGAGAGCAGAGUGGUCGAGGAUCUCGAGAGACUGUCUCAGAACGAAGGAAACGAGGCCGUGGAGAACUGUCUCAGGCUUCUAGAGCCGUGCAAGCUGCACAAUGCCGAUCAGCUGGCUGACUGGUGCAUGAACCACUUGUGCGUGAAUUACAACAAGUUGUGCAAGAUGUCUCCGCGAAGCGUGCGCCUCUUGCAUCCGGAGAACCAGGAAUAUCUCAACGAGCACCGAUGGCCUCCGGUCUGGUAUUUAAAAGACUACGAUUACUAUCAGAAGUGUCUCGCGGAACGGGACCGCGAGAACAAGCCGACGUUGAAGAGGAACCGGAAUCAAUCCGGUUGCCUGUGCUUCUCCGGUACCAGCAAGGCCAGAAGGGAGAGUUCGAGUAACGGCGGUAGCGGUGGCGGCAGUGGCGGCGGCGGUAGUGGAACCGCGUCGUCGGCGAACAACGAUCCGCAAUCCGAGCGACCGCUGUUCGAUUCGAUAGAAUCCGGUGAACAGGUUGUAUGACAAGAGCCUAGCGGCUUACGCCGCUCCAUUCGCUUCGUUCUGAUCCUACCCGUGCUCAUGGUCUUCAUAUGCACCAUUUUUACUAUUUUGAUACUGCUACAAAUUUAUACUUAAGAAGAAACGCGGAACGCCGAAAAACGCGAUCUACUUGCACACACAAAGCGUCCAACGAGCACGGAGGACGUAAAGAGAGACCGGGAACCGGGUUCUUGUCCAUUGGGAGAAACGAAUCCCUCUGUUUCCCGGCACUUUUCCCCGUUUGUUUCCUCUUCUAGAAGAAGGACGUCCAAUCCGAGAAGGGACGAUGCGAUGCGUCGUGGCUAGGGCGAGCGUACAGCGAGAUCGUUGGGAUCAGCCAUCGCGUCGGUGUCUCGUUCCCUGUACGCGUCGCCUAUGCUCGUCGCCAAAGGAAAUCGAUGCUUCUCGUACGAUCUCGGGGACAGAAGAGAGAUCAUGGGGGACGUAAUCGUUCAUACGAAGGAGGAUGACUGAGACGCGUAUCUUCUGGUUUCACGGGCGUCCGUCGUUUCUGUUCGAACAAAACGAGAUCGUGCCUUCCGUCGACGACUCGUCGUUGCCACUGCGUCCCUGAAACGGGCCGUCGCCGAUCACCUUGGCCACGUUUCAACUUUUCUUUCCCCGCGAUCGUGACGAUCGCGAAGAGCACGAGCUACCCUGAGUCACUUGCCUGCAAACGCGGAUACUUUCGGACUCUCGUCCACUUCGGCGACGCUGUCCCGAACGAAUUCCGCAAACGUUGGAGUAGAGACGGAUCGCGUGGACCGGAAGAAUGUAUCGGGCCAAGAGAAGAGGAAUGAGAAAUACCGAACUACUGUUCAACCGUUCGAGUUCGCUUCGCGAUCAAUUUUGAAGACGCAUCGAAACCGAAGUGCAUUUUCUACGGAGUCAUCGCGCGUCUAUGUGUUUUAAGGAUGUCCCAAUGGAUAUUUAUACUUUGAUAAUUGUAUCGCGUGUAAUUGUACCAGUUCCUCCUGUCCGAAAUUUCAUUUGACUCUUCGAAAGAGAGAGAGAGAGAGGAUGUGGGACGAAGAUUCGAUUCGGGACGAUACACCGAACCGAACGGAGACCGACGAAUCUCAAAUGAAAACGGUAAGCGAUGACGAACGAUCGCCGUACUUUUAUCGACGCGUGUCAGACUGAAAGAAAACCGAGCAAUAGUUAAUAGUCUAGUAGCGCGUAACGACGACCGAAAAGGGAACGCGGUACACGCAGAUCUGUAAUGCGUAAGACUGGAUCCGUACUGUCCGUAUCGACUCCGAUACGAAUCCAGUGCGGAUCCUGCAUAAAGGAUAAGUAUAAUAAUAAUAAGUAACUAUUAACAUAAAUCGCCGCGAAUUUUUACAUCGUUUGUACAGCAUCGGACGCGACGACGGGCUGCUGCGAAAUACAUUUCGUCCGUCGAGUCGUCGACACGGCCGGCUGGAUAUGACGAGAUCAUAACGACGGUUCCUUCGGCCGCGGGGGGAUCUAUCGUAUUUGUACUAUUUUUUAACAAGCCGUCGCGGCGGGGCUAAUCGUAAGUAAGAAUUAUGCUGUUCGCCUGAUCGUGAAUCGCCAUUAAAACAAUGGGGACACGGACACGUGCAGUUCGAUCGACGCAACGUCCAAUAAAUAACUGCAACAUAUCGAUCACGGUAAUGGGUCACUGGUAGGACUUAUCAAUUCGCGAUUACAUCGAAUCGAAGAAUAGGGUAAUCGAACAGCCGAAAGAAAUCGAGCGCAGCGUAUCAAUCGCGUUGACGACUGUGCGACACAAUUUUAUUAUCGAUAUUAAUGAAGAGCGCGUACGUGGGGCUUGACGUUCGACACGGUCAUCGUCGGGUCGUCUAUUGUACGUGUGUGUAAGAACGAAUACGAAUCCUCACGCAUGUUCCAUGUACGUUCCACUUGCCGACUUGUACUUCGCGAGGCACAAACGUCGAUCCUCGUGCGUCGAACAACCGUGAUCGGGCAUGAAACGACCCCUUGUUUCGAACACGAUCAAAACUACCUGGCCGCAGGUAUUCAAUGAUUAUUCGUUAGAUCGUCCUUUACCGUGAUCAUCGAUAUCGUGCAUCGUCAUCGUUGCGCAAUGAAAGUAUGUUCGGACGCGUUCUGGUCGCGACCGAAUGAAUGGGAUCGAAGAAAACGAAUGAACGAGAAACACGCGGAGAACCUGAGCGUACUUGGAAUCAUUCUACCGACCAUGUGACCGUAGAUCUCGUACGCAGAGAUUAUUCUUAUCUCCGAACCUGGAAAGGAACACGUUUCCUGUGUUCGAAUCAAAAUCGAAUCGACACUAAACGAAAGGAACGAAGACGUUUGAAAGAUACAUUACUGCCUGAGGUCGAAGAAACGAACCGACGCGCGAGGAGACGAUCGAAACGCGAGAUGAGUAUGCCUGUUUCGACGAGGGUGAGAAUAACGUCCCACUUGUACGCUACGUCAAUUUUAAUGUCAAUGUUGAUCCUUCGUCGCUCCUAAAUGUAUAUUUUAUACUGAAACCGGUAACCGUAGAAUUAAGGACAUAGAUCAUACGAUACGAGGACAGAUGUAGCGCGGUAGGGGGUCGGACACGUUUGUUAUUAGUUAUGCAUUUUACGUUAGUCAGAAUUUUUCUCAUCGAGCCGUCUCAGAGGGCUGUUCCAAAACGAUUCGCCAACGAUUUCUGUACGCGCGUCACAAAACACCACCAAUCUCCUACAUUCAGUUCUAUUUCUCUGACCGAAGUGAGCGAGUACUUAUACAGAAUCCGAUUUGAAUUCGAUAGCAUCCGGAGCUCGCGAUCGCGACUCGCCUUUUGAAUCGUACGAACUACAUGUACAUUGGUUUUAAUCGUUACGACCGAAUUUAAACUCGAACUGGUUGGACCGCGUCAAGGAUCUAUAUAUACAUAUACGAGCCGGCUGUCGGGCUAAGGAAUCGUCGAGUGAUUUCCAACUAUUUCAUAAUGUAUCACGAGCGUUCCCGAUCGCUGACGGGCGUUCAAAUUCUUUUCACGAUUCGACGCACCACGAAAGAUUCUUCUUAACAAUAUAUUCCCGUUUCGAAAUUUAACAAGAUCUUGCGCGUGCACCGUUUACUUUACAAAUUUCUCAACUAAUUACAUUUUCAUAUCGUUCAAUUUUUCUAUCGUCUCGAUUAAUCGACGAUCCACGAUCGAUCGAUCACGUAUUACUUUCAUUGUUCUUCGCGUCCGCGACACGCGCCACGCGCCACGCGCCACGCGCCACGAUUCAAUUAAAUAUUAAUACUAUGACGGACGGCAAGCGAUUAAUAUUAUCAGACUUCGAUACGAACGUCAAAGUCUUUUGUAAUUAUCCGUAGGAAUUACGUUCAUCGGCAUCUCGAGAAUCACGGAGAGCGGAAAUAAAAAUUUCAAUGAAACGAACACGAACCGAUCGUUCCCAGUUCGUUCGGUCUCGGCCGACGAUCCAAAGUGUUUUUCGGACGUCAUCGACGAUGACCGAUUUCAUCGAAACGAAUCGAACGUCCAUGUUCGGACUUCGUUUUACCCGCACCAUCGAAAUAAAACCAACCCUGUGACCUGUA
Messenger RNA from Ceratina calcarata, 8816 nucleotides. RefSeq names its product Rho-related BTB domain containing (gene RhoBTB). NCBI's taxonomy places the organism in Eukaryota, Metazoa, Arthropoda, Insecta, Hymenoptera, Apidae. Bases 2877 to 5264 code for a protein of 795 amino acids. The record is from RefSeq and is a predicted model, not a curated record. The transcript has 13 exons. Gene Ontology annotation, molecular function: GTPase activity; GTP binding; protein binding. Gene Ontology annotation, biological process: small GTPase-mediated signal transduction.